Messenger RNA from Nothobranchius furzeri (turquoise killifish), 15286 nucleotides. The record is from RefSeq and is a predicted model, not a curated record. Lineage: Eukaryota; Metazoa; Chordata; Actinopteri; Cyprinodontiformes; Nothobranchiidae.
UUGUAAAUGUAAAGAGUCUGUCUCUGCCUGUUCUCUGAGUGACUCUGGGUUUUGGCGUCUACCUCCAAGCGAGUGGGUCGGAGCGUGAGUGUUUAUUGGAGGAAGAAGAGAGAAAGCGAGGGAGGGAGGGAGGGGCAAGUGGUGCUCACUAUGCCCCUUUUAGCCUUCCCAUCUCCCUGUCACUCCAUCCUUCCACCCCUCUUCUGGACCACCCUCCAGCCCUGCUUUGAGCCCAAACCAAGACCCCCCAACCACCCCGGGACCCUUUGACUAUCCCUACUUCUCCGUCCCACCAACAACAACUCCUGAGCAGGAGGUCCUCACCAGGAGAUCUGACAGCAAACAUCUCAGCUGCACAACAUCCUCAGAGCCCAGCUGUCAAACUUCCUUUGGCUUCAAACACCUGAGCUGAACGCGUGCAACCAAGCAUGGCCUCAUCUCCUUUUUAAUUUCAGAUCCACUGGUCAGACGUCAGGUGGCUUCUUAUUUUUAAAGGCAGGCUGAGAGCCACAGGUCACAUGACCUGGAAGAAAAAACCCAGGAGACUUCUGGGGUUAUUCUUCGGAUGGGCCGCAUGUCAACCUGAACAGGAGUCCAAAGGCUGAUGACCAGAUCCGAGUCAGAGUGAGACACGUUGACCUUUAUGCCCUGAGAACUCAACAGACAGCACACACCUGCAACUCCUAUAAUUUUACUGCUGCUGGUUGUUGUGGACGUCUGCUGAUGUCAUUUCCUACUGAGUUGCAACCAAUCAGCGUGAGUUAACCGGAGGUUCUGCUCAGCUGCUCCACCGGGCCAUUUAGACUCCAGAGCAGGUACUCCGAAGGUUCCUGAAAACGGCCCGAAAGCUCGGUCAGGUGGAGACACGCGCAAGUCGGGAGGUUCCUGUAAAUCUACCCUGAAGUUCUUGCAGUGGAAACACGUCUAAUAUUUUCCACCUCAGUGGGCAGCGUGCGUUCUGAACAUGAAAUCUGUUGGCUUGACUUACUGAAGUCCAAAUGGAGGGGCUCAAAUGCAAUAAAGUCUUCAACAGCUGCAGCUUACUAGCAAAAAAGUACCUGUCCACUGUGGUGACCAUCAAAGGGUAAAAAAAAAUUAGAUUUAAGCUGUCCCCUUAAACCCUAGGCUUAUUUUGAAGCCUAUUCCUCGAAAAAUGGUAAACAAUGGUAUUUAAUGGGAAAAACAGUUUAGUUUGUAGAGCUGGGUUUGCUGAUUCAUUUGAUGGGAAUUAUUACUACCUGUAGUGUGAGGGUUGUUUUGGGCCUGUUAAGGAACUAACGUCACAUGGUCCCCCCACCUGGGGGACCCUAGGGCUUAAGGGGUUUUAAGGAAACAUCAGCAAUCUGUAUGAGAUGCUGUAAUGUGCCAGGAUAUUUUAGAAACCUUUACACAACCAUCAGUCCUGAUAUUAUCAUUUUAACAGGAAUACAGAAAAUUUGCUGCAGGUCUCGACCGCUAAAUGCACCAGAGGAGCUACAAGACAGAGUUGAUUUAGGUGUUUUUAGGCUUUUGGACAAAAAUGCUUUUUGGUGUUAAUCAUUUUUAGUCGACUAAAUCUCAAAGUCCUCAUCAGUGAUGCUACCAAACAGAACCAGUGUGCAUUUAGCUCAGAUUCUCUUGUUUUGAACUGAUGGAAACCUCUGGACACGGCUUUCAAUCCCAUGAUAAUUGUGCACACGGUUUUGCAACAGCAUAUAAUUUAAAUGUCAUAUAUUAUUUAAAAAAAAAGAAAACAAAAGAACAAACAGUUCAGCAUGUAGAAAAUCUCCCAAACACAUAUAAACAGCUCCCUACUGUGAUGUUUUUUUUCUUCUGGCUCUUUUUUCCUUUCUAAGUGUCUUCUCUCAAACUCCUUUAUGCUAACUGAGAGCACCUUCUAAACGCUGCACAGCGAGGAUUCCUCACAAAAUAACUUCAAUGAGCCGAUCCAGUAAUUGUUUUCUUUAUGUUGUUAUUUUGUUUCCUGUGUACUGACAGGAGCAACAGACCAAGCCUUUAAUUAAAAAUAAAUAUUGUAAAACAUUGAUUAAAUUCUGUUAAUUAAGUUGCUUCUAGAAAUUUGUGCAACAUUCUGACCUGAAACGAUGUAAAGAAGAUCAAGAUCACAAGAAAUGUCAAAGCUUUAGCUAGUGGCUCAUUAAGGUCGUCAUAGAAACCACAUAUUUGAAUCAUCUGUGUAUUUUUCUGACUUGGUGUCCCACUGCAAAGGGAAUCCCACAGUGUUGUUUAGCACCAUCAGCUACCCAUUCGCUCUCAUGGAAACUGUGAAAACUAGGUCAAAGGUUAAAUCUAGCAUCUCUCCUUCAGCUUUAUUUCUGCAUGCUCCGACUCCAACCCAGCCUAUCAGGAACUGCAUUGGAGUGGGUUUCCCCUUAUCUGUCUGAGGAUUCCUUCUCUGUGGCUGUUUCCAAGCUUCAGUCCUCUUCCACCUCCCUCACCCAUGGUGUCCCUCAAGGUUCUAUAUUUGGAGCUUCUAUUGUUCUUCCUUUAUCUGCUCCCUCAGCACACCCUGAGCUCAUUUAAAGGUCAACUUCACUGGAAAACCACUUUUAAUUAUUAUUAAUUUGUCAUUCAGACAGAACAUGAAAAUAGUCUUCUACAUAUAUAUCUCUUGCGUUGGGAUCUGAUAGAAAAUAGGUGAUGAAAUUCUUGGAUUUGAAAAGCCCGACAGAUCUAUGUCACACAGUCCUUUAACGUUCAUGGACUCACCCAUCUUGUCUUGCAACUGUGAAGGCUGUUGUUGGUUUAGCAUCCAACGAAACAGCAGAGAAAGUCUCGGCUAGUAGAAGCUAACUGUUAGCAUUAGCAACUCCACCACAUGGCAGAACUCACAUUUUUGUGAAAAUACAAUAUCAGUGUUGCAGAGCAAACAGUCAGCGGUAGAGUCAUGUUGCUUUUAGCCAAUAACAGGCAACAUGUCCAAAUAUCAAGAAAUAACACUCAAACCUUGCCGUCUGACACUCUGGGUCAUUUCUACUUCCUGAAACAGGCAUACUGGAGCUUUUUUUCCCCAUGAGUACAUCUUACAAGGCAUUAAUUCCUACUAGAGACAACUGUAAUUGUAAUAAAAAUAUGUUUAAAGUUGAUCUUUAAAAGAAUCUGCUACCAUCUUUAUACAGAAGACACCCAGCUACAUCUCCUUUAAGCCCCAUGAGAUGUCUAAGCUGCAGCUGUUACACACCUGCUAAGACUCUAUUGAAACCUGGAUAUCUGGGAUCUUUCUACAGCCUAAUGAAGACAAGUCUGAGAUCCUCAUCUGUCCCCCAGACAAAUGUUUAUGUUUCUACAACGUUUUUCAUGGAGUAUAUGGUUCCAAAGACCCUUCAUUCUCAGUUGGGCAGUGAGAUGGAAAAACUCAAACUUGUCUGAACACCAUGAAAUAUGUCAAAAUGCCAGUUUUGUCAUGUAAAGUCCAACUUUAUGACAUCCAAAAAGGGGUGGGGCUUUCUCCAGCUGCCUGUGGGGACACUUUGUUCACUUAAAGAGCAAGUCACCCCCUACCAGAACAUUAUUCUACUCCCACUUCCUGUUUGAAAAUUUCAACAAAUACUGUUGCUUAGCAGACCAAGAGGGCGGAGCCACUAUCAAACACACACACACACACACACACACACACACACACUCACACACACACACACACACACACACACACACACACACACACACACAGGCUCACAACAACAUUGUGACAUCAUAUGGUACCAGCUAACGUUCUAGGGUACCUCUUAGCCAAUAGCGAUGGCAGAUUUAAUUUCAAAUGCAGUGCAGAGUUCUUACCUGACAACGGCACAACACUGACAGUUUUAGGCAGAAAAUAAAAAUUUUAACUAAAAUGCACUAAAGUGCAAAACUAUCGACUGUACGUGUCGGCAGCAUGAUUAGACAUGCAUUUAUAUAGUUUAUCAGAAAAAAAUAAGUUGAUUUGGGGGUGACUAGCUCUUUAAGUGUGACAGAACGCUCAUGCAGCAGCGCCUUUAAUAACGAUGCAACUGCUUUUGGCUGAAACGCUUUCUUAGAGUUUCUGUAUAAGUUUUCCAAUUUGCACUUGAACCACAAAACAGGAUUCUGUGACAAGUUGAAACUAAUCCGAGCCCCCGCCAGAAUGUGCUGUUGUGACUAACGCUGCCCCGCUUCUUAAAAGUGAGGAGGAAGAAAGAGGAAAGAAAAUGCUCACAUUUUCUUUCAGGGUUGUGCUACAUGGAUGUAUUAGCCUCCCUGCCUUCCCGUUUGUACUUAAAUCCUUUUGAGCAUGUUUACGUUCCUGCGCAUACACACAUACGCAUGUUUUGACAAUUUAAUACUUGCAGCACCGCUCCAUCCUUUGGAAAAAUAUGAACAUCAAAGAUGACUGCCUCUGCAGAGCGCCGCUUUGGACUGAUAGGGCUAAGUCAGUCGAUUCUGGCAUCUUGUCAUAACCCUAUGAGGGAGGUACCUUGUGCUUCUGCUCCGUCUGACCAUAUUAACUACACAGGAAGAUUAAAUAAAAACAGGCACGUUUAAAGUGAAACACCCUCACCCACAAAUAUCAGAGCCUGCAAAGCUUAUUCUGCAAAUCCUUUCUGCCGUGACUAUAGGAUAAUUAAGCUGAACAUCACAGAAAUAAAAUUAAAUUUAAAAAUAAAAUGAAAAAAGCAUUUAUUAACAACAUUAAUUAGCACUUAAUAUUGAUUUUAGUGUUUUUUAUAUUACAAUUCUCAUAAAACUGACAAUUGGUCUUUAUUUUUCAUUAUUCUUUUGCAAAUGAGCUCAAUUAUGUUUCACUUUCCAGUUACUUUGUGAUCAUUUAUACAUUUAUCUGCCUUCAUAUUACUGAGAAUUAAAAAAAAACAUUUUUUUCUGUUUAAACAUACAAUCUCAACUGUAACCUGAGACAUUUAAUUCUCAUAUUAUCUUGAGUGAUUAUUAAACUUUCUUCGAGGCAUCAUUAAAUUCACAAUACAUUUAGAAAUUUAUAUAACAAGGUGAAAUUUGGUAAUUUGGUAUCUUAGCAACUGUUUCAAUGAAUAAUUAGCAUGUUUGUAUUUUAACAAGCGCUUCAUGCCCUUAUUUCCUUGAGCAAAUGUAGCUCACAGAUUAAUUUCAUGGCACAUACUGUGGAUUUUGUUUUGCAUCCAAGCUGAAAUAUUAUUUCUCCUCGUUUUAUUAAUAAUAUUUUCUCAAGCAGUUGUGUACUUUGGGCCUUAGAUAAUACUGCUUUUAAUGCUGAAAUUUGAUAUUUUACUUUCUCAGCCACUGAUCACACCCAUGUUAUACAGUUUAUUCAUUUAAAAUGAGUUAUUAUUGCAUAAAACGGAAUAUAUUAACACAUAUAUACAAUGGCGUGAAAAACGAUUUGCCCCUUCCUGAUUUCUUAUUCUUUUGCAUGUUUGUCACACAAAAUGUUUCUGAUCAUCAAACACAUUUAACCAUUAGUCAAAGAUAACACUAGUAAACACAAAAUGCAGUUUUGAAGUGAUGGUUUUUAUUAUUUAGGGAGAGAACAAAAUCCAAACCUACAUUGCCCUGUGUGAAAAAGUAAUUGCCCCCUUGUUAAAAAAUAACCCAUAAACAGACAAAAACAUCACCUUUCACCGGGUACAUCGCCUUGGGGCUAAAAGAGGAGACAGCAGAAGACCUCGUCCCAUCAUGGCUAAAUUUGAACAUUUUAAGCAGAAGAACAGGGGCGGAUUUAGCAAUUUGGGGGCCCAAGGCGAACACAGACAUGGGGCCCCUUACACUAAAUUUUUGACAAUCUUACCUUUAACUGGAUUUGCGAAACUCUCCCCUCUUCUGACAUGAGUUAUUUUCCCUUUUUAUUAGUCCUCCUCUUUUUUUCCUGUAUUUCCCGCCCUUUGAGUGCUUUCAAUAUUUGCUCUGCUUUCUUUUUUCUGUCAGCGCUCCUGUGCUUCAGCCUUAGUUAUUUUUUUUCUAUUUUCCAUUUUGGUCUGUUUUCCUCCCUUUAAACAUUUUCCAUUGUCUUUCCUUUCUGCUUCCUUUUGAUGUUUACAUCGAAAAACAACGUCACUUUCAGAAGUGAAGAUAAAAGCUUUUAUGAAUCGACUAGGAUAACUUCAUGUCAUGCUUGAUGUUUUGACUAUCGCUUUGAGUUUGUUACGAAUGCUCCCGCCUCUCUUCUUAUUCUUAUUUGUGGUCUUAUGGCACUUGGCAAACAACAAUUUGGUGCAUUACUGCCACCAACUGGAUUGGAGUGGAAUGACUACCAAUCACUUCCUGUUUGUGCAUCGCAGUCUUAAUAACCCUCUUAUGACCAUAAUUAUAACAGGGCCGCCUGGUAUUUUUUUUUAAUCUUAUGGCUGUAAAAUUGUAAUAAAAAGUGCAAAGUGUGUGUAAAGCCUGGUUUAUGCUUCUCCGUCAGCUCCGCAAGGGACAGACACGCACGGAUUGACGGAAGCGUUUUGCUCUUUUACUUCUCCGUCUCCUGGAGAGUGUUGCAAAGCAAUUCCCCGGCAGGACAACAGAGGGCGUAGCGCUGUUCUGUGGUAUCCUGUCAUGUAUCGGUCCAAGAUGGUGUGUUUAUAUUGUGUUUUUGUGUAUAUGAGAGACUUUUAACACGGACAUAUUUGUCUCUCAUUCUCCCACCGCUUCAUGCGCUCCCCACCUCUAAACCCACGUUUCCUGUCAUUUCCGUCCACAAAUAAAACACUUGCUGCGCAUCUUUUCACUCCUCCAGUCACGGGAGGAUGAAACGUUCAUAUUUUUAGAGUUUUUUCGCGAGGUAGUCUUCAAGCUUCUCCGUGUCUGCCGCUAGUUAUCCUCGGCUCUCUUUGCAAUGGCGGCGCUGUAAGAAACAGCGGCGUCCUGACCAAUCACAAGCCUGCGUAAUCCGUCUCAUUCGACGGAUGUUUAAAAAAGUGGGAUCGACUCCGUACGUACUUGCAUGCCUGCCGGAGCCCUACGCAAGGACGGAUAAUGGCGUUGCGUGUCUCCGCACUGACGCAGACGGAGAAGCAUAAACCAGGCUUAACUCUUCUCCUUUUUUCAGAACAACCUCAGCUUUCAGUGUAUGGUUUGUAUUUCCAAACCACUAUAACAUUUCACGAAAAGAAACGUGAAGCCACUUCUCCUCCAGCUUCACUGGCUGCCAGUCAACUUUAGGAUUCAUUUCUUAACCCUGGUUCUGGUCUAUAGGGCCUUAAAUGGACAAGCACCAUCUUACAUUGGUGAUCUUCUUAGUCCCUACACCCCCAGCAGGUCCCUGAGGUCCAGUGAUCAAAGCCUACUGGUUUUGCAGCACCAGGCUAAAGACCAAAGGUGACAGAUCAUUUGCUGCUGUGGCCCCCAGACUCUGGACCUCUCUCCCCCUGAGCCUGAGAUCAGUGGACUCAGUGGUCUCCUUUAAAAAGCAGCUGAAGACUCACUUGUUCAAGCUGGCUUUUGUAUGACCUUCUUCACCUCUCUCUCUUUAUUCUGCUCUCCCCACCUAUUCCACCUUCCUCAGGAUCCACUGGUUUCCCUCUUUCCUAUUCACUCUCUCUCUUUCUUUACAUUUUUUUAAAUCACAAUUGUCUAUAUUUGCUCAUUUUAAAUAUAUUUUUAAACAUUUUCUGAAUGCUUUUUUAUAUUUACAUUUUUUGUUUUUGUGAAGCGCCUCGUGAUUUUUAUCUUGACAGGCGCUAUAGAAAUGAUAUCUUCUUCUUCUUCUUCUUCUUCUUCUUCUAUUUAGAAUGUAUUUCUAUUACAGCCUUUAAAAAAUCAGCUUAAAAUUGAAAAAAGCAAAAAACGGAUUUGAAUUUUUUACAGUUAUUACUGAACAGGAACUUCAAAAUGACUGGGCAAACAAUUUAAACUUUGAACUGAAAUGCAUCUAUUCUUAAAAAAGUGUGAACCUUGGUGUCUUGUAGCAGUUUUUAAGACCAUUUAUUUUUGUAAACUUUCAGACGUUUUUAUUUGAUGUGGUAGACCUUGAAGCAGCUUCUCUCCAGCUGCAGGCAGAGUCCUGCACACCUCACACCGCCAUGGGGUGCUUCUCUGGCACACUGUGCUGCUAUACCAAAAACUUUUGCUUUAGCAAAAAUAAUUAUUUAUUGUAAAAAGAUAAAUAAUGCUGGAAUGAUGCUGAAUCUUACAAUCAGCAAAUAGUUGAGGGUUGUUAAAAUAAAAAAAUAAAAAAUAAAGACUGAACAAACGUUCAUAUCCUGGUUCACCGGAGAUCUGUCCUUCUUCGUGGUCACUGUCUUCAGAUAUAAGCCUUCUGGGACACCUAAUAGAUCGUGUUGAUUUUCUUUGAGGCAUUUCCAUAAUUUCAUGCUGGUUUUUAUGCUAAUUAGCUUCCCCGUUCCGUUAUCCGCUUUCACUGCGGCGCUGCGCUCCGUUUCAAUCAGGCUGUACAGCAGGAUUUCCCCUCGUAACGAUAUUUCCAUAACUCUGAUUGCUUCAUGCUAUAGAUCAUUGGAAAGCUGCUUUUAUGUACUUUUAGGAACCGUUGGAAUUUCCUGGAUCUGAUGAGCCAUUCAAAAGUUAUGAAACGGAGCAUUUUGGAUGACAAACUCAGCACGUCUCUCAAUCUUUGUUGUGAUUCAGUGCGCUCAAGACAGAGAAUCCCGGUGGCUACCGUAAUGUAUUGUAUAUGCACGAAAAGCCCCAUUUUUAGUCUUUUCAGCACUUUUGGAAUUUUAAUGAUAUCUUGAACGGUUCAGGAAUUAUGGUAAUGAGAAGUGCGCAUGUCCAAUCCCGUCUGCGGCCACAGGUUGGUAAUAAGAAUAUUGUGGCAUUAACAGAGGGGUGCUGGCGGUCAGGGCUAGGGGGCCCCCCAACACAAGGGGGCCCCAUGCGGCCGCCUACCUAUGCCUAAUGGUAAAACCGCCUCUGCAGAAGAAUCUUGUUAAAAGUCACGGAAGAGAGCUCAAAGGGAAAGAUUUCAGCGUAAAUGAUCAGUUCCCUAAGGAAAUUCUGGAUCGGCGCUGGGUCCUCUUUCCGCUGCGCAAAAAGUUUAUCCAGGAUGGGAAGAGAGCUGUCAUCUCGGUGGAUAAGCUUUAUGUGGACAAUAAACUUUACAAGGAGCGAGGAGUGACUGACUGGCUGUAUUAGCCCAACAUCAGGUCAGACAUUUAUCAUUCUUAUCAGGAUUCACUGGGUUUGAUCACGUCAGGAUUAAACAGCUGCUAAAUCCGUUUUCUAGAUGAUAAGAUCACCUGUUCAUCACCACCUUUUCUUUUUUCUUUAACCUGUAUCUGUAUUUUCCCUUCCUCUUUACCUGCUUCUGCACCUUUACACCUGUACGGCACAACCACACAACUUUCCAACACUGUGUCAGACACGCACACACGCACACACACACACACUCAGAUAAAUUAAAUUCACAGCACAAUAUCAUAAUUUAUGCAUCAAAUAAUACAACCACAAACACUGUUGGAUCUUUAUUAUUAGUAUUAUUAUUAUUUACUUUUCUGUUAUUAACAUACUAUUUUAUUCAUUUAGAUACUUAUUCCAUCUUAUACACAUGAAGGCGUCUUAUUUUAGCUACUCACACACACAUCUAUGGGUGCACUAAGAUUUGUCUCAUGGAACGUACAUGGAGCUGGCUCCAUAGAGAAAAGAUUAAAGAUUUUUGAUCAGCUAAAGAGAGUGCAAGCAGACGUAAUAUUAUUACAAGAGACUCAUAGAUCUACCACAUCCGCAGAUGAACUUAAAACACCUGAGUUUCCCAGCAUGUUCUCUGCCUGCUAUUGUCAUGUUCUGUGGGUGGAGAAGGCAGACCAUGUGUGGUGGUGGGUUUCAGGAGGCAGAAGAUCAGGCAGACGGAUGAAAAAAUAAAAAGAUGUUUAAUUGUAGACUGGGAACAACAGGACGAACGAACAUGCACAAACGACAAUGAACCGACAAAGCAACAAGGAGGGAGGUAUAAAUACACAAGGGAAUCAGGAACACAUGGGCAGAGUAAUCAGGGACAGGUGAGAACAGUUAGGCUAAUCAGGGCAGGAGAGACACAGUCAGGGAGGCCGGGGCGGAUCAUGACAGUACCCCCCCCCCCCCCCCCCCCUUAAGGGGCAGAUACCAGACGCCCAUAAGCCACAGAGCACAGGAGACACAGGGACGAACGAAGACCAGACUAGGGCACACAUGACCAGGGAACACAGAAGACGAGACCAGGGAACAAACACAGUCCGGGGCUGCGGAGCAGGGGCCUCUAAGAUCAGGCGGCACUCCGUCUUAUGAGACGUUUCCACGAACUCAGACCAGGGACGCGGAGCAGGGGCCUCUCAGAUCAGGCGGCACUCCGUCUUACAAAGGGUCUCUUGAGCUCAGACUGGGAAACUCGGACUCGAAGACUUGGAACAGGGACUCAAAGACUUGGCACAGGGACUCAAAGACUUGGCACAGGGACUCAAAGACUUGGCACAGGGACUCAAAGACUUGACUGGGACUCAAACACUUGACUGGGACUCAAACACUUGACUGGGACUCGAACACUUGACUGGGACUCACGAAGACUUGACUUGGACUCACGAAGACUUGACUUGGACUCACAAAGACUUGACUUGGACUCACGAAGACUUGACUUGACUCACGAAGACUUGACUUGACUCACAAAGACUUGACUUGACUCACAAAGACUUGACUUGACUCACGAAGACUUGACUUGACUCACGAAGACUUGACUUGACUCACAAAGACUUGACUUGACUCACAAAGACUUGACCUGACUCACAAAGACUUGACUUGACUCAAGACUUGACUCAAGACUUGACUCACGAAGACUUGAGACACGAAGACUUGACUUGACUUGAGUCACGAAGACUUGACUUGACUCACGAAGACUUGACUGGACUUGAGACACGAAGACUUGACUUGACACCUUUACUUGAGACACGAACACUUGACACCAGGAACACUGGACACCAGGAACACUGAGACAAACUGCAGCAGCAGGCGUGGGACCCAGCAGGAACUGCCGCGUGGAGAACCUGCAGGCACAGAACCUGCAGGCGUGGACCAGGAAAUGGUUGAGCAGCGGGAGCGACACUUGGAAGCCCAGCUCGGCGGCAGGUACUCGACAUCCAAUCAGAGCAGGUGCACAUCCCGAUCUGCUGGGUCCAUCGGCGGAGGCUCGGGUGAAGAGAAGCCAGAGAAGAGCGGGGAGACCAGCCCUACCACACCGGAGGACAAUGGCGUGCGUAGGGGGUGUAAUUCCCUUGAGGCUCCAGGAUCCGCGGCUUCCAGGAGAAGAACGGGACGGGGCAAAAACAGCAGGAGGUGAAUGACCCUGACCACCCUGAAGACAAAGUGGGAUGCGCCAGGAUCUCCCAGAGGACUUCGACCACCCCGAGAACAGGUAGGAUGCGCCGAACACAAAACUCCAGGCCAGAAAUCACCCUCUGCUGAAAGGGAAAAAAAAGAAAAAAUAAUCCUCCAGAAGCAGGUGUUAGCUCACCAUAGGUCCAGGUUUGGUCGGUUCAUUCUGUCAUGUUCUGCGGGUGGAGAUGGCAGACCAUGUGUGGUGGUGGGUUUCAGGAGGCAGAAGAUCAGGCAGACGGAUGAAAAAAUAAAAAGAUGUUUAAUUGUAGACUGGGAACAACAGGACGAACGAACAUGCACAAACGACAAUGAACCGACAAAGAAGGCAACAAGGAGGGAGGUAUAAAUACACAAGGGAAUCAGGAACACAUGGGCAGAGUAAUCAGGGACAGGUGAGAACAAUUAGGCUAAUCAGGGCAGGAGAGACACAGUCAGGGAGGCUGGGGCGGAUCAUGACAGCUAUAACUCUAGGCAAAGAGGUGUAGCUAUUUUAAUACACAAAAACAUCAAUUUCACAGUAUUGGACACAGUCUCUGAUCCAGAGGGCAGAUUUAUAAUGUUAAAAAUAUCUGUACAGAACCAAAGCUUAUGUAUUGUCAGCAUUUACUGUCCAAAUAUUGAUGACCCUCCAUUCUUUCAUAAUUUUUUCUCUGUACUCUCCGAACACUUGGACUGUCCACUUAUACUUGGAGGUGAUUUUAAUUUUUGGAUGAAUUCCUUAACAGACAGGCUCAGUACAGCUGGGACUCAGCGCAAUUGGCAAUCCACUAAUAUAGUUAAACAGUACAUGAGUGAUUAUGGGCUUUGUGAUGCAUGGCGAUCUCUUCAUCCUAACCGUAGAGAGUAUACUUUUUUCUCACACGUCCAGCACUCUCAUUCACGUUUGGAUUAUUUUCUAGUCAGCAGCUCAUUGUUGGCUGACAUUUCAGACACUGAGAUACACCCCAUAGUUGUCAGUGACCAUGCUCCGGUUUCUUUAACUCUGGCAAAAAAGAAGACAAUCCCACCAAGCAAAAACUGGAGGUUAAAUACAUCACUGCUCAAAGAUGAAGGUUUUAUAGAUUUUUUUUUAAAGGAAUGGGCUUUAUAUUUAGAACAUAAUGACCUGCCUGGAAUAUCAGCAUCUAUUCUCUGGGAGGCAGGAAAGGCAGUGAUGAGAGGUAAAAUAAUCUCUUUCUCAUCACAUAAGAAAAAAACGGAAAACAAACGUAUUCAGGAGUUAGAAGAAAUCAUUAAGUCUUUAGAGGCAUCCACUGAAGAAGAGUUAAUGAGCAAAUUACGUAAAGCUAAAUUAGAACUUCAUGGAAUUAUUGACAAAAAGACACCAUUUGUAGCACGAAGACUACGAAUAGAAAACUUUGAACAUAGUAAUAAAUCAGGUAAAUUUUUGGCUAGCCAAUUAAAAAUAAAUAAAGAGAAAACUACCAUAUCUGCUGUUAAAGACUCAACCGGGAAUAUAGUUUAUGACCCUGAAAGCAUAAACAACACUUUCAGAGACUUUUACCAAACUUUGUACUCACCACGGAUAAACCCUUCAGAUCAUGAGAUCGAUGAGUUCCUUGACAGGAUAACACUUCCUAAAUUAUCAGACAGCCAAGUUACAGUCCUGGACUCGCCACUAACAUCAGCGGAGCUCCAGGGAGCCCUUAAAUCCAUGACGAAUAGGAAAGCUCCAGGCCCAUACGGGUUCCCAGUAGAGUUCUACAAAGAAUUCUGGAUGAUUCUGGCUCCAAUAUUUUUCAGAAUGGUGAGGGAAAUCGAAGAGAGCGGCAGAUUACAGCCAAACAUGAACUCAGCCAAUAUUAGUCUCUUGUUAAAACCAGGCAAAGACCCUGCAUUUCCUACCAGCUAUCGCCCAAUUUCCCUUAUUAAUGUUGAUCUCAAAAUAAUUUGUAAAGCCCUGGCAAAAAGAUUAGAAAAGGUAACCCCCUUCAUAAUACACCCUGACCAAAUUGGUUUCAUUAAGGGUAGACAGUCAUCCACAAACUCACGUAGAUUACUUAAUUUUAUAGAUUUCUCUUACAGUAGAAACAUAGAAACUAGUAUAUUAUCUUUAGAUGCAGAAAAGGCCUUUGAUAGAGUUAACUGGAAGUUCUUAUUUGCAACUUUACAUAAAUAUGGCUUUGGGAACUUCUUCAUAAACUGGCUACAAACAUUAUACAGUUCGCCAACUGCACGUGUCAGGAUGAACGAGCAAAUAUCAGCUAGCUUCUGUCUUCAGAGGGGGACCAGGCAGGGAUGCCCACUGUCCUCCUCACUGUUUGCUAUUGUUAUCGAACCACUAGCGGCAGCAAUUAGACAAACAACAGAUAUUAAACGGAUAAAGUGUAAGAAAAUAGAACAUAAGAUCAGUCUUUAUGCAGAUGAUGUUUUACUCUUUCUCCAGAAUUCUCAAUCGUCUCUCUCUCAUUCAAUAGAACUGAUAAACUCUUUUUUCAAAAGUUUCAGAUUACUCUAUAAACUGGUUAAAAUCCACAGUUGUACCAAUUAAUUUCUCUUUUGUCAAUUUAAUUAAUACACAAUUGGAGUCAGGGAAUAUCACAUACCUGGGAAUUAAUGUCUCUCCCAAGUUAGCAGAUCUAACCAAACUAAACUACAUCCCACUUUUAAAGAAAGUGGAAGCUGAUCUUGCAAGAUGGAAAUCCUUACCAAUAUCACUCAUGGGCAGAGUUGCUACCAUUAAAAUGAUGGUCUUACCCAGAAUAAAUUACUUAUUUUCAAUGAUACCAAACAAACCACCAGCUGACUGGUUUAAAUCUCUGGACUCCUCAAUUACCAAAUUCCUUUGGCAGGAUAAACCACGAAUUAGCUUAAAAAUGCUUCAGAAAACCGAAGACAGAGGAGGACUGGAUCUACCUAACUUUUAUUAUUAUUUCUUGGCCAACAGGCUGCAAUAUAUACCAAGAUGGUUGCAAGAUAACCCACUAGAUGAGUCCUGGUUAGAUAUAGAACAGACACUUUGCAAUACGAUAGAGCUUUCAGACUUACCAUUUAUUAGAUCAAGCAUAAGAAAACAUGAAGGCUUCAAAAGUAUUAGUAUCAGCACCUCUCUGACAGCAUGGUGGGAGUAUCUUAAAAUGACCGAGUCUUCACUAGUACCAUGCAGACGCACACCUAUCUGGAAUAAUCCUGAUAUUUUGCAAAAUAAUUAAAUGAUGAACCUUCCGGACUGGAAAAAUAAAGGAAUCCUAUACCUGGAACACAUAUAUGAAGGAUUGGAAUUCAUCCCAUUUAAUAGAAUAGUCUCCCAAUUUGGAAUGGAUAAGAAUAGCUUUUUAGAAUAUCACCAAAUUAAAUCUGUAGUCAAACAAAAAUUUAAGCUCAAUAAAAUAGAAUUACAAACACCACCAAGGGUAUUAGACUUCUAUAAUCUCAAACCCCCCAAACUACUGUCUAAAGUAUAUAAGACACUGUCCAAAAUAGAUGAUAGAAUAGUAAUCCCUAUUGAAAAAUGGGAGGUGGAUUUAUCAGUCAGCUUUGACCAGAACUUCUGGUCCCAAACUUGUUUAAAAACUUUUAAAAUGAUCAGACACCCCAAUUUACAAUUAAUCCAGUACAAAAUUCUACACAGAGUACACUAUACAGGUCAUCGGAUGUUCAAGAUGGGGUUUGUGUCGUCUGACACCUGUACACACUGCACAAACAACAUUCCUGACAAUUACAUUCAUGCACUGUGGUCCUGUCCACCUGUCCAGGAAUUUUGGGGUAGAGUAUGUGAAGAUCUGUCAAAGUCUCUGAAAUGUCAAAUCCCAACCACCCCCUCCCUUUGUCUACUGGGAAACCUGGACGAUGUCCCGAUUGAAACAUCUGUGGUUCAUGUGGUUCUGACUGCCAUAUGCAUCGCUAAGAAAACUAUCCUCUUGAAUUGGAAAAUAGAGAAACUCUCUACAUUAACCAGUAAAGAAAUCUUUUGUUAGAUCAUAUUGCACUUGAUAUAGCCUCUGCUUCCACUUCAGAUGAAUCUCUCUGGGCUCCUUUGAUCGGUUCCAUUACAUAGCGAGGGUGGGGGGCCGUUGAUGUUGUCCUGCGGGAUGGUGUGUGUGUGUGUGGG